Messenger RNA from Phytophthora infestans T30-4, 992 nucleotides. RefSeq lists its product as uncharacterized. The record is from RefSeq and is a predicted model, not a curated record. The transcript is spliced from 2 exons. NCBI's taxonomy places the organism in Eukaryota, Oomycota, Peronosporomycetes, Peronosporales, Peronosporaceae. The coding region runs from base 45 to 749 and encodes 234 amino acids. Gene Ontology annotation, molecular function: RNA binding.
GGCGGCGAAGGGCCGAACCAGUAAAGCAGCGUAGUCGAAUGGGAAUGAACGCGAUGGAAGCAGAGGCCCCCGAGGGCGCCGUUAAGUACCGUCUAGUGGAGGCUGAGGAGGUGAGCGAUAAGACGCAGACCGCUGCCGCUUCGCGCGCCCUCAAGCCUAAGCGCAAGGGCAAACUCAACUGGUCGCAGUUCCCGAUGGAAGGCGAGGACAACGUGGUGGCUCCCGAGGGCGACAAUACUCAGGUGGACACAGUAGCAACCGCUGCAGCCGAUGUGCGGACGCGUGGAGGACAGCAACAGGGACGUCGUGGCCCACGCAGCGGAGGACGCUUCGGAGGACGUCGUCAACAGGGAGACAGCAACGGCACCUACGUUAAUGGUGUGUACGUGCCUACGCCUGACCUCAAGGUGACUGCCCAAUGGGCCAAGAACCAAAUUGAAUUCUACUUUACGUCGGACAACCUAGUGCGCGAUAUCUUCUUGCGUCAACACAUGGAUGUGGACGGAUUUGUCCCGCUAGCCUUUGUGGGAAGCUUCCAGGCAGUCUACUCGGUCCACCAGGACUACGAGUCUCUUCUGGAGGCCAUGAAGCAGUCGGAAACGGUGGAACUGGACGAACAGAACGAGAAGAUUCGGCUCCGUCAAGGAUGGCAGAUGUGGGUCUGGCCUAAUGCGGAGGGUGGGUAUGGUGUACCGCGGUACAUCAAGCUCGCGGAGGAUGAAGCGCUCGCGGACGAGAAGACGGCAUAGAUACUUUUCAGUAGUAAGAAAAACUGAGACGAUGGCAUGACGCGACGAGGCGAAAGUAUGGACAGCGAAGCACAUUUUCGGAUUGAGGACAGGAAGCUGCGUCGGAGACGGAGACUCGAGUGCCGGGCGCAUGACAGGAUCCUGCAGUUACUGUUUAGACGCUUAGCCCGUCGACAACAGGGAAAGCCGAGAAGAAAAAAAAGUAGACUAAGCAACGAUUACAUAGACACGAACAAAAAAAAA